Messenger RNA from Dentiscutata heterogama, 279 nucleotides. The record is from the annotation of a GenBank genome assembly. Lineage: Eukaryota; Fungi; Glomeromycota; Glomeromycetes; Diversisporales; Gigasporaceae.
AUGAGUGGUAAUUCUGAAAAGGGCAAAUCUGUUACGGUGGAAGACGAAUUUGCAAUGCCGUCGAAUAGUGAUACCGAGCCGUUACGUGGUCAGGUUAAUUUUGAAGCAAAUUUUGGCCAGUUAUCCUUGGAAAUGUUAAAAUUUUUGUGCCUUGGAAUGGGCAUUUCCGAUGUGGGCAAAGCUGUUAAUGUUGAUAAGGAUACAAGUAGUUUUGGUGCUUCUUUUCUCCCUUGUAACCCUGGCCUUUCGUUUAACCCUGAGCACCAAUCUAAUGGAUAG